GUACCGGCAACGCGAGCUCUAAAGUUCUCUUGAGUGUUACUGCAUAUUUACAUAUACACAAAUAUACAAAAUAUUAUUUACAAUAAUAAAGUACUAGUGUCAUAAGUAUCGUAACUAAUCAUGGAUGAAGUCGAUACUGCUCAAAUAAUUGUUAUUGCAGAUGAUGUUUGUAGAAGAGCAGGCAUCACUAUAACUUGGAUCAAUAGCAACAGAUUUGGAAUACAUGCAUACAAACAUGUGGAUAGACAGUCACGAGAUGGUCCGAGUCAGUUUGCACCCUGUGAUGAUAAAGUACACUUUCUCCGACCAGAAAUUAUAUUGUUUUCACCACUUUUACGUAAAUUGGUCAAUGAGAGUAAUGGUAUUUUUCUCUCAGUUCAAAAGCUGAAAUCCUCUGUUACUGGUGACAUUAGGCCAGAACUUCUUAAACACAGUAAACAGUACAGAUCUAUAUUGAGAGCUUGUGUUGAAAAUUUACAAGAGAUAUUACCAAAAGAGACAUUCUCAGAAGAAAAAACAAUGAUAGAAAAUUUUCUCACAAUAUUUUAUCAGGUUGAAUGUGUCUGGCACUUGACAGAAAUACUUUAUGUUGAUGCUAUACCAGGUGAUGUUGUCUUAUCUCAGUUACUUGAAUGGAUUAGUUUUCACUUUCCUUCAAGAGAACUAACGGCAACAAAAAUCUUAGCACAGAAAUCUAUUGGCGCUGAUUUAGAAAAUUCGAAUUAUUGGGAAGCAGUUAUAGGUUGUGCAUUUCAUGGAAAAUUAAAUUUAGUUUGUCGCCUGUUAGCAUUGCACAGCAAAGCUGACCAUUCAGCAUUUGUCACUGCGGAUAAUAUUAUUAGAACGAUGCCAGUUUAUAAUGUAUAUGGCGGAUAUUCUGUAAACGAAUUUAUUAUGCGAUGGAAACACUGGCAGAUGGAUCUUUGUUCAAAUCUAGAGGCUAAUUAUUUUGUUAUAGAUAAUAAUUUAGAGAUGCUUAUGAAGUUAAUAGCAGGAGAUGAGUCAAUAUUGUGGGAAUAUUCCAUGUAUACGGAAGCAUGGUAUGAAUUAUUAGCAGCAAAAUUGCUUUAUUCAGCUCCUUGUUGCAAGCAGCAAGAACUUUCACGCUAUGCUAACGAUGUUGCGGAAAGAUCACAAGCUAAUAAACAUCUGGAUCGCGUGAUUCUCGCUUUAAUGGAAAACGAUUUGUAUCAAGUCAUCAAAGAGAUACAAUAUAUAAGCGACAAUGGCUGGUUCGCAGCUCAUUUGAUCGAUCUGUUGUACAAAUGUGGAAAAUUAAAUAUUUUGAACAAAGAAAGGACCAAUGUGACUGCACAGCUUCACGAAUCACUCAUAUUGGAGUACGGUACUACAUUAAUGAGUCAUCGCUCAUUGUGGCAGUGUGGUGGGAGUUAUUUGGUGCAUUGUUCCACGCAAGGUUUGGCCAGAUUAGAAAUUUUGUUGCAAUUGCUGCCCACAGGCACGGAAGCGAGAAUUAACAAAAUCAUCGAUGUUGCGCAGGAAAAUAGCAUGCCGCACGUUGUUUCUAGUAUAUGCAAGAUUCAAGGAAUGAAGAGUAUAAAACAAGGAAGACUAGGUAACGCUCUCACAUGGGCACUUAGGGCACACGACAGCAAUUUUAUCACAUACAUCGCCGAUCAAUUCCUGAAACAUUAUGCAGAGCACGGGGAAUUAGAGUGUCGCGAUUUGUUGGAGAACCUGGGUUCCUGUAUGCUGGCCAGUGAUAGACUUACAUUUUUGGGCAAAUAUUGCGAGUUUCAUAAACUUUAUGGAAUGGGUGAGUUCCGAGAAGCAGCGAAUUUAUUAGUGUCUCUUUUAGUAUCAAAUUUAACGCCAAAAUAUUUCUGGUCAAUUUUGCUCACGGACGCCAUACCUUUAUUGGAAGCAGAGGACGUGAUCUUCUCUUCCAAUGAUUGUUACGAGCUGCUUCGCUGUGCAGAAGCUCACGGUGACGAUCCAAAAUUUCAAAAAGACAAAGUUUCCAUCUUCCGAAUAGGUGUAGCACGUAAUCUAGCGCGAGCUUUGAGUUUGGAAGGAUGCCAAGCUGAACAAUGACGUUAUUUAUUAUUCGAGUUUUAUAUUGCGCAAAGUAAUCAAUUGUUUAGGUUGUUCGCUAAUAUCAGACUACGGACUGAGAUUGUACUCAAAUUUAAUCUUUCGGGACAAAACCAAUCAGUCUCAAGUUUAAUCUUUGAGUUUGUACAUUUCAGUACACAAUCCUAAUCCGUAUUCUAAUACAAGCUUAAUGGUUGUAAUUCUCAUGUGCUAUUUUUUCUACUUAUCAUUGCUAUUCAUAAACAUUGUGACUAAAUAUUGAAAU
This is a messenger RNA of Pseudomyrmex gracilis, 2320 nucleotides long. RefSeq names its product nuclear pore complex protein Nup85 (gene Nup75). Lineage: Eukaryota; Metazoa; Arthropoda; Insecta; Hymenoptera; Formicidae. The coding region runs from base 121 to 2055 and encodes 644 amino acids. Gene Ontology annotation, biological process: mRNA export from nucleus; protein import into nucleus; positive regulation of DNA-templated transcription. The record is from RefSeq and is a predicted model, not a curated record. The transcript is spliced from 9 exons. Gene Ontology annotation, cellular component: nuclear pore outer ring. Gene Ontology annotation, molecular function: structural constituent of nuclear pore.